Messenger RNA from Triticum urartu, 1222 nucleotides. The record is from RefSeq and is a predicted model, not a curated record. Lineage: Eukaryota; Viridiplantae; Streptophyta; Magnoliopsida; Poales; Poaceae.
GAUGCAGCUAUUCUAUAGAGGAUUGACUUCGGACACUCGAUCUUACGUUCAUAUGGCAGCGGGUGGAGCUAUUACAAACAAGACACUUGAUGAUGCUUUUCUGCUGAUUGAGAACAUAGCCUUCCACCAACUUCAGUGGUACAACGAGAAGCCCACCUCUGGCCCAGUUGCUUGCUUGCAACAAAUCACUUCAUCUCAGCAAGAAUCUCUUACACAAAAGCCGGAACCAGUUUCUCCGUGUGACAAGAUUGAGCUUUCAUGGAUUAUCUUUGAUGAUGAUGACACCAUCCUAGUUGACACACACACUGCAGAUCAUAUGGAUACUAGCAUUCUAGAUUCUGUUUUGCAUUGUGAUGAUUCUUGUGUGGAUGAACCAGAGCUACAGUUAGUUACUUUUGAUAUUGAGGAGAUACCUUUGGUUGAUAUUGAUCAUGUGCUUCUAGAGCCAGAUAUGGAAAAGUUCACCUUUGAUGAUGUUAGCCACAUCGAUUCUUCAAUGCUUGAGCCUGAGAUGGAAAUCUUCACUGUUGAUUAUGAUGAGGUCACUUCAGAUGUCAAGGAGCAAAGCCCUACUAUUUCACCUGUCGAUACAAGCCCGGUGGAAGUUUCUACUACCAUGCCUUCCAUGGUAUCUUUAGUUGAGGUAGUCAUAAAACUUCUCCACGGCCAUUUCAGGUAUUAUGUCAGCUUUCUCAAUAAGUUAUGUCAUAUCGUUGAUAUUGCCUAUGCACCCUGUGACUUGUUGUUGAUACAUGUUCCUGAUUUGCCCAAUAGAUAUACUUAUAUGAUAGGGUACUCUAUCAAUGACUUAGAGGGCAUUCUCUCUGUCACUUGUAUUGGCUUGGUUGUUGAGUGUUCUUUUAGGUUGAUGCUUAUGCACCAUUUACUGCGAGUUGACCGAGUUCGAGAUGACAUUCCCUGGGAUCCUGGUGGAUUCACGGCAUGGUGAUGAGGAGAAGCAAUGGGCACACGCGAAGAAGAGUGAAGCUGGAGCAUGCAUGAGGAAGCAAUGGAGAAGAACCGCAGCUUAGAGAGUGAUCAAGCGAGUGCUACACCAUCAAAGCCCGAAAAGUGCGACAAGGCACUAUAAUCUACAAGUUUCUGUCUAGAAAGAAUUGAGGAACAAUAUCACGGGCAAGAAGAGAAGAAAGAGGGACUCAAGCUUGAAGAAGAUUAAAGCUUAGGGGGGCUAGCUUAAGAAGUGGAGGGAUCAUCUUGUGCC